CUUAAAUUGAUGGAUUACAUAUCGGUGCUGGACUUUGCGUUUUAAACCCUAAACAGUCGCUCACUCAAGGUCACAGAAAGUGAAUACAGAAGCCACCGUCCUCCACCGUAGAAAUCACCGUGAAGUAAAACCUGAUACGACAUGUCUUCUCUGAGAAACGCCGUUCCCAGACCUGCUCACAAAGAGCGUCCUCAACCGUCUUCGAGGAAGAAAUUCGGGAUACUUGAAAAGCAUAAAGACUAUGUCGAACGUGCUAAAGCCUUUCAUGUGAAAGAAGACACUUUACGGGUACUUAGGGAAAAAGCUGCUAAUAGAAACGAGGAUGAGUUUUAUUUUAAGAUGGUUAAUUCAAAAACUGUUGAUGGAGUUCAUAGACCAGUGAAUGAGGAUAACAAGUAUACUCAAGAUGAACUUAUAUUGAUGAAGACACAGGAUAUGGGAUAUGUUCUUCAAAAGCUUCAAAGUGAGAAAAAGAAAGUUGAAAAGCUAUCUGCCAAUUUGCACUUGAUUGAUCAUAAGCCAGCGAACAAGCAUGUUUACUUUGCUGAGGACAGGGAAGAGGCUAAAGAGUUAAAGCAACAACUGUCAAAAAGAAAAGUUCCAUCCACUUCUGACAAUAUUCCUGAUAAUCUUAAAAGGAAAACAGAACGAUCUUACAAAGAGUUGGAAGCAAGGAAAGCUAGAGUCAGCCAGCUAGAGAAAGUCUACAUGGAUAUGGCAUUGAAGAAGGAGUUGCAGAAAAAUGGUAGGAAGCGCAAACUUCGCGAAGAAGAAAUCGUCAACCCAACCGGUAGACCGGUAUACAAAUGGCGUGCUGAAAGAAAGCGCUGAAAGAGUUGAUAAUAUUCUGUGCUCUUCAUUUUUUUCUUUUUGCCUUUUACUAUGAUUUAGCACAAUAAUUAAUUACCAAGUUGGAGAUUUUUUUUUUUUUUGUCUAUAAUUUCUGCUGGUUAUUCAGUUCUGUAUGAUGUUGCUGUUGUAUUCAAUUUUUUAUGAGGUAAUUUAAAUUAAAUCAA
Molecule: messenger RNA, 1016 nt
Organism: Medicago truncatula (barrel medic)
Lineage: Eukaryota; Viridiplantae; Streptophyta; Magnoliopsida; Fabales; Fabaceae
Product: probable U3 small nucleolar RNA-associated protein 11
Exons: 8
Coding region: 142-831 (229 amino acids)
Biological process (GO): rRNA processing
Cellular component (GO): nucleolus; small-subunit processome
Source: RefSeq, a predicted model, not a curated record